UGCUCAAAUAUGGUUGUCAAUUCGUGGUCUGUGAUGGUUGUUUUGCUUUUCGCCUUUUUUGAGACGUAAUUCAUUAAAUUUUUAAGUAGUAACAAAUGAUUGAAUUUAAAAACAUUACAGAAUAUCAAAACAGAUGAAGAGUUAUUAAAAAGUGGCUAAAACACGUUAUUAUUCAGUUAAGGAAGGUGAAUUUGUAGAUAAAUAUUACGUAUCAUGUAACAGUGCGAACUUGUGGUUAUUUUGUGGCUGUAGCGUCUAUUUUUGACCUGACGGUCUUCCUCAAGAUUGUUGCAGGGUAUAAUGAAAUAAGCAAUCGAGAUGAGUUGGCUGCGGAGCACGUCGCUGACGCUAGCGAGACAGCUGUCGCGCACCCUCGACCCUCGCCAUGACUACGAGCCUCAGGCGUGCUAUAGCUCCUUCUGCAAGCAUUGGCAACAGGCGCACGACAUCAUACUCAAGUCUCAGCCCCAACACCUACACGACGAUGUUCUAGGCGUAGUGAACCAUUUGGAGCAGCUCACUACUCUGCUAGUGCUGGAGGCUCGCGCCAGGGAAAUCAGCUGCAACUCUAGCGCCGCCGCCUGCCUCGAGUAUCUGUUGAGUGAAAACCUCCUCGACAAGCUGUACGAAUGGGCUAUAUGUACUGGCAAAUACGAAAAUGCAGUCCGACUCGAGCAACUCAAACUAUUUGGAAAUCUCAUCAGCUAUUAUAGUUCUCAGGUAAUAGCAGCGGAACCAUUUCUACGGCCCUUGUUAAAACUGCUCAGUGGAUUCAGGAACCAAUUGCCGCCUCCGAACCUUGAAAGCCAAUUAGUUGCCGUACUGAAUCAACUAUGUGUGGUAUUGAUGCAAAAUAUGAAAUUCAUCGACCUAUUCUUUCUAACGACGCACACGCAAAACGGUUCACACGCAGAAUUUAUAAUCGGUCGUCUCCUUUUGUCAUCGGUACAUCGUGAAGGUUCGGCAGGAUCGGUGGCGCGAGACGCGUUUCUGCUGUGCGCUAAAAUGUCCGCCAAAUGUCCACCCUUGGCGCACUGUCUGUUAACAGGAAAUGCUUGCCCUAUACUGGCUACAGGGCUAAGCGGUCUGUACUCGUUACUACCACGCUCGCUGGGCGACACGGUGAAACUCACACCUGAUGACGUCAAUCAAGUCCAUAAACUGACACUGUUCAUCGAUUCCCUGGAAUUCUGCAAUGCUGUAGCGCAGGUCGCUCACCCAUUGAUCAGAAAGCAUCUUCUAGAUUUACUGUACCAAGGGUUCCUGGUGCCAGUGAUGGGGCCGGCACUGUUGCAGAAGAGAGCGGGCACCUUACAGAGUGGGGCCACGGAGCAGGCGACGGCCAUGUCUUACCUGGAACUGCUGUUGAGAUGUGUCACUCCAGGAGGAUUGUUAAGAGUGAUCCUGCACUUUCUGUUCACAUAUGAAUAUGAUGGAGUUAAAGUUAUAGAUGUCUUGUUGGGCAGAUUGGAAGGGAAUUCGCAGCUAUCAUUAGUGACGUUAUCGCUAAUGGAAACCCUGAUAGACCUAAACUGCGAAGAUGUGAUGAUAGAACUGAUAUACAAAUACUUAUUAAGCGGUAACCAUUUGAUGGCAACGUACAGAAGCAAACUGUCCGAUCCUGAACCGUAUAGAGAAGCUGCAGUAGCAUUCUUAGCGCUCAGCCCGAAUUGCUGUUCUAGACCUUUGGUGAAGACCAGGGAAUGGGUGGAUGAAAUGGCCAUAAGUGGGAGGAGAGUAUUGGAUAUCAGAAGGGAUGAUGAUAAUAGAAGAUUGAACGGGGUACAUAAUGAAUUUGCUAUGAACCAUCUAGUCCAUGAAGUUAAUUUUGAUUAUGGGAAUCCAAACGAUACUUUAUACAGCAACUACCACGCGUAUCUCUGCGACGCUCGAUUCGAGAUCGUCUCACGGACGAUCGCGUGCGCCAAUUGGAGCUCCAAAUACGACCACGUCCCACCGAAACGAGAAACGAAUAACAAUUCCACUAAAGACAUGAAAGAGACAGACACAGUUCCGAGCCCCUGCUCCAGGGAACAGGACAGUCUUGUCUCCCUUUCUACCAGUGGUUACGGUACAUUGAAAAAUAGUGAUACUUCCGAAAAAGAACCCCAUAGCUUGAACUCUUUGAAUGAAGUGGCUGAGACGAGUAAAGUAGUCGACCAGCAAUGUGAAGCGAAUGAUAGUAAAGACCACGAUAGUUUAACCUCGAUUGGAGAGAGCAGUGGUUACGAUAGCUUUAGGUAUAGAAUGGAUGGGGAUGAGGAUGAAGGGUUCGCGGAGGAGUCGUUCAGGAAGAGCGUUGUGAAGUGCAGCGAUGUUCGCGACUACGACGACGCGCCUGCCGUCAACUGGCGUGCCAGCUCUGGUACUCUGAUCGGUCCACUUUUAACAAGUCUACUAAGGAAGGCCGCAAAUUUCCUAGAAGCGGACGUGGCGUCCACGUGUCGGGUAUCGAGUUUGUUCUGCAAGCUCGCGUCUUUGCCUACACCUUUGCUGGCCUCACUGCUGCUAUGUCCUUGGAUACAGUUGCAACCAAAUGUGCCUUCAUUAUUCCAGAUACUUAGCAAAUUAAAAGAAGAGGUCGACGAGCUGACGGAUGGGUUGGCCAACAAUAGCGAGCUGGUCGACAAGGCGAGGGUCUUCCUCAUGCAGAGAGAACUGACGCUGGUGAAGACGCGGGCGCAGACAAACGACGAUAGUCAAACGCAACGACCGAAUUCACCCGCUCAGAGAGGCGACGAAUCCCCUUUCCGAAGGAUGGAGUCCAAACGACGGAGCAUAUCCUCGAGUAUAUCCAGUAUGUUCAAUAGGAAGGCCUCACUAUCACCGUCACAACAAAACACGCACAGCCCACAAAAUUCGGCGUACAACUCACCCGCACAAAAACGUCCAAUUUUCACCCAAGAAAUGUACUGGAACCAAUCCAUCACCAUGCGAUCCGUCCUCAACGCGGUCAUACUGGAUGAAUGGCUCAAGGAACUAUCAGCCAUCUGUGAGGAACAGGCCUUAAGGCUCACAGCCGAUUACUACGAAAACGACACAUACAUCCGAACAGUCGCAUUAUGACUGUUGGCCAAUGCCUCUGAGGGCAAAUUAAAAAAAAAUAAAAGUAUUAUCUCUGAUACUUGCGUUUAGAAACAUUUUUGGAGAUGCCUUAAAAAUAAAUAAUUGUAAGCAGAAGAAGAUUAUGUUAUCGGUGAAAACCGACAGCCGACAUGUCAUUGCAAAGUUGUGAUCACAUGAUUAUAGUCUCUUGUGAUUGGCUGAAUUUGGCGUUCUAUCUGCGACAGUGCAUUUUAGCCAAUCAGCGGCGAUCGUCACACUAUGACCGACCACACUUUAUAUGCCAACAAUCCAGACCUUCCAAGUUAGAACCCAGUCUGCGCGCUCCCAUAGUACUCUGAAGGUCGGGAUUGUUGGUGCUUGUUCGUACGUGUUCGCAUGAGUCAAAUUCGUACGAAAACGCAUCCAAAGUGCGUACAUACAAUAUCUGUCAAGUUAGGGUAGUCAACUCCUGGGUUUUAUAUGUCUCACGGCAGACCAUAACUAUGAAAAUUAUACACAUGAACUGUGGCUUUAUGCCUGUUACUAGGCAAAUAAAAAAAUUAAACUAUUGUCUAUGAUACAACAUUUUAAGGACGCCUUAAAAAUACUGUGAACUACUGCUAAUGAAGUUACUUUACUUUUUAAUUUAACUUUUGCAAUCAGCUGUGAAAGUGGGUUUUAUUGUUCUCAUAUCUAGAAAUAUCUAGAAAUAAUAGAAAUAGAAAGAAUUUUUAUUUAAAUAAAUAAAUAUUAAAAUAAGAAGAAAAAAAACAUUGAAUCUAUCACUAGUAGGUAAGCCUUUUUACCGAAAAGAAUCAGCAAGAAACUCGGCUGUUGCCCUUUCGUUAGUCUAUUUAAACCUUAGUGGAAAAUUCAUUCCGAUCAGAUAAAAGCAUUUUUCGCUACAAUAAUUUUUGUUGAAUGUCAAAGUUACAUUGAAAAGGAAAGUUUAAGUGUAAUUAUAAAUUAUAAAUUUUAAAUUAAAAGUUUCUUUUAAAAAGAGCAAUUAGUUGUAAUUGAAUUUAAGGACAAUAUCUUUGAUUUUAUUUUUUUAACGUCUACUAGGUAUGUCUAAUUAAAUAAUGGAAAAAACAUUUUGUAUUACCCUAUUAAAUUGCAUUGAAUGAAAUCCUAUCUGUAAGUAGUUUCCAAGUUGAAAAACGUGAUAUUCGAUCUAUCUUCGUGCGGAUAUGUCAAAUCGUUUGCCUCUUCAUACUAAAUAGCACCCCAAAACUCGCGUCACGUAAUUAGUUUGGAAACUUACAAUAAGGGUGCGUUUCCAAUAACACGGAGCUGGGUAGAGCGGAGCGGAGAACAGUGAAAAGU
Maniola jurtina (meadow brown) is the source of this 4371-nucleotide messenger RNA. RefSeq names its product FHIP family protein GJ17503-like. NCBI's taxonomy places the organism in Eukaryota, Metazoa, Arthropoda, Insecta, Lepidoptera, Nymphalidae. The transcript is spliced from 16 exons. The record is from RefSeq and is a predicted model, not a curated record. The coding region runs from base 319 to 3066 and encodes 915 amino acids.